AUGGUGAAACUGCCGUCGCCCCGCAGCGAAACCACCUUCGCCACAUGGUUCGCGCGGUACGACUGCAGAAGCUCACGCAUCUUUGGUGUGCCAGCGCGCGCAAACGCAUCCUGUUCCUCACGUAUCUUGUCGCGCCGCUCCAGCAGGUGCAUCACGUCGUUAAAGGCCGCGUCGAUUGCGGUGGUCUGCUGCGCGCGUUCUGCGCGGUCGCGCUGCGCCUGUGCGCGGUGCUCCUUGCUGCUGGCCAGCACCGCCUGGAAGCGUUCCUCGCGUGUCUUCUUCCGCUGCGGCGCCCCCUCCUCACCAUCGCUGCCGUUGUCGUCGUUCUCUCGGGUGCGUCGGGUGGCACCGAGGAGCCCCGCGCCCAGCAGCGGCUGUGUUGCUGCUUCUGCUGCUGUUCUGCGCUGCUGCUCCUCCGUGUCGUCGGAGAGGCGGAACCUCGCCGCACGGCGGGUGCUGCGUGAGUCUGCCGCGUGCAUUCCGCCACGCCGCGCAGGCGUGAGGCCGAAAGUCGCCGUCCUCGUCGUCAGUGCCGUUACUGCAGUUGACGACGCGGACUUGGGCCGAUCGAAGCGGCUGAAUGUUGCCGCAUCGUCGGCAGGCGGCGGCGGCGCUGACGUGGGCGUGUCGGACUCCAGUGUGUCGCGCAGCCGCAGUUCCUCCUGGCGAAGUUGGAAGCGGCUCUGCUUCGCGCCGAAGCGGGUGGCGGACGCCUUGGCGUCGUGCGCGGCCUCACGGCGUUUGUGCUUCUGCACGAUCUUUGCGUUCGACGCCGUGCGCCGCAUAUGUCUGGUGCUCAACGGGAGAGAGAAAAGUGCGAAGUGUCGCCGCAACACACACGCAGGCCGACUUGCUGGUGCUGCUGCUGCUGCUGCUGUUGCUUCUGCUGUUGCUUCCUCCUGCAACUCUACGUGUGUGUGUAUGUGA
Messenger RNA from Trypanosoma grayi, 927 nucleotides. RefSeq lists its product as hypothetical. NCBI's taxonomy places the organism in Eukaryota, Euglenozoa, Kinetoplastea, Trypanosomatida, Trypanosomatidae. The coding region runs from base 1 to 927 and encodes 308 amino acids. The transcript has a single exon. The record is from RefSeq and is a predicted model, not a curated record.